GCUGUCACUGUCUGCUCGUUGGACAGAGGUGAACACAUAGUACUGGAGCUGGUCUCCAACACUGACUGGGAUUUGGCUUGGAAAGACCCUGCAGGCCGGGGGUGCAGUGGCCUUUGUGUGGGAUUCUACCUGCUGGGUUGAUAUUUAUAAUUCACUAUAUCCUGUGCAGGUUUAAACAGGGCAGGACUUCCUGAAAGCUUUAAACCAGAGGAACCGGAUUCACUCUGCAUACUCAGAGGUCAUCCCACUGACCAACUGCGAGGCCAUGUACCAGGCAGCUGUCUCCAAGCGAGCAGACAACACCAUCCCCAGCGGGGUCAUGGAGGAGUCGGAGGUCUGUUCCCUGCCUGGGGGACUACAGACCGAGGAAACAGCAACAUCACACAAUGUAACCCAGUUUCAUUUACAUCACAGAACUGUGCAGGAAAUGUCAAAGUCAGAGGUAACAGUGUCAAGCGCCAGCAGGCAGGUCGUCCCAGGCAGUCAGCAGCUAAACUUAAACCAAGAAACGAUGGUGUCAUACAGCAACAGUAACCUGGCAUCCAGUUAUGAAAACCAUCAAAAUGAAACAGAAGAGGAGUUUCCCAGGUACACUACAAAAGAACUGAGGGAUCACUUUGAAAGAACAAUAGAGGAAGCUGCUCCACACAAACCAGCUAUGAUUGGACGUGACAUCAAUCGAUCUAAGUGGUCCUCAAAUGUGACACAAAACAACUCAGUGACUAGUGAGGUCUAUGACACAUCCACUGCUGAACCAACAGAAGACACAACAGCUGCAGUGAUAGAUUAUGAGGACUUUCCGCCCCCACCAGCUGAGGAUUCGGACUAUCUUCCACCCCCACCUCCUGACUUACUACAAAUGCCAUCAGACAGUCAAAAUAUCCCAGUGAGCCAUUACUCACCUGAGCCUCCAGAACCAGCAAACCCCCCCAAAUACCCACUCAAUAGAGAGGCUUACUUCAAGCAAAGGAGUAUGUAUGAACUGAAACGUCUUUACAAGCACAUUCAUCCCGAGGUUCGUAGGAAUAUUGAAAAAGAGUACUACAAUGACAACAAUGAAACUGAGAACAACCAGUUAGAGAGCCAAGAGUAUGUGUAUGAGGAUGAUGGUGGUAGUCCCGAUGAGCUUAAUGAUGAAGAAUACAUGGAAUGGGAAGAGAUUCUUCCCGGGGAGGUGCAGGCGAUGCGUUGGAUGUUUGAAAAUAAGCCACUGGACACCAUCAAAGAUGAAACUCCUGAUGAGGAUGACGAUGACAAGAAAAUAACUCAGCAGGAAGUAAUUCUUGGAAAAGAUGUGAGACGCACAGCUUGGAUGUUUGAGACCAAGCCAAUGGAUGAGCUGGGUUCACAAAACAUCAACUCAACAGAUUAUAAAAACAAGUUCAACAAAUUUGACAAAGGAGAUGUCCGUGCUGCAGCAUGGUUGUUUGAAACCCAAACUAUGGACACUCUGAACAAAAUGCAUAAGGAAGAAGAUUUAACAAAAGAGAUUGUGUUCACAGAAGAGGAUGGAAAUGCUACCAUUUACAUGAUUGACAAUAAGUACAUGGAAAGCCUUGGGCACACUGAGACCAUUGACGAAAGCCACCUGCUGUGUCUUAGGUCAGUGUUAGAGGAAAUUAAUGGAGAAGUGAAAACUGUAACAAGUACUUUUGACACACAGUUUAAAUGCAUCAUUAUGGGACAAUCAAGCCAGAUGCUGGAGAUUAAGUCUGUGCGCAAAAUUGAAACUGAAUUAGAAAAUUCCAUUGCUUCACGUUGGCUUUUCGAUACCCAACCCCUUGACAUGACAAACAAAGAGCCUACAGCUUUGAAACUUGUGUGUAGUCUGUCCAUGGAGGACAGUAGUAAGGGAGACUGGGGCAGGUGGUUGUUUGAGAUAAAGACAUUAAAUUCUCUCAAUGAAUGGGAAAGCUCACAGAUGGAGAAGAAAGAGAUUGUCGGAGCUGAUGUGCGCAAGCACUGCUUAGUGUUUGAAACUCAGCCAAUGGAUUCUCUGAAGGAUGACUCCAAUUCCAGACCUCAGUCUAUUGAAGAAAUUAUUGGAGGCAAUGUGAGAUCUGCCAGGCACUUUUUUGAAAGCAGCCCUCAAGCAGCCAGGAAAAAUUGCCCAGAGGUUGGAAAACUUAAAAAGGCAUCAGUAAAUGAAGAAAUAAAAGGGGAUGUGAGACACCAAAAGUGGCGUUUUGAGAGUCAGCCUCUAGAGCACAUAAGAGAGGAGAAGAAAGAGCUUACGCGAACAGUGAAUAUUGAAGAUGACCUUACACAGGAGGAUGGUACAAGCUGCAAAGCAGACGUUCGUAAGAAUUGCUGGGUAUUUGAGACACAGCCAAUGGAUACUUUAAAAGAUGAUUCAAAUGCUCGCCCCUUGUCAAAAGAGGAAAUUAUUGCAGGUAAUGUGAGAUCAGCCAGACAUUAUUUUGAAACGAUUCCAACUGAGGAGUUGAAAGAACUUGCAGAUGUGGGCAAACUGAAAAAAACAGCAGCACUUAAUGAGGAAAAGGGUGAUGUUAGACAUCAGAAAUGGCGAUUUGAAAGCCAACCACUGGAAGAGAUUAGAGAGGAAAAGAAGGAAGUCAUCCGAACAAUUGACCUGGAAGAAAUUGAUAAAGUGGAUGUCUCAAACUACAAGCAAAUCUUUGAGAGCACAGAUUUAAAUAGGAUGGAUGAAUCACAGAAGAUUAUCGUUGAGGGUGUAAAGUCUGGCUCUGUAAAAUCAAAUAAAAACCUGUUUGAGUCUACACCACUUUACGCCAUGCAGGACAGCUCAGGCCACUUCCAUGAGGUGAGAACAGUGCGACGUGAGGAGGUUGUAAAAGGAGAUGUAACAACCUGCAAGUGGAUGUUUGAAACACGACCAAUUGACCAAUUUGAUGAAACCAUGAAUAAAUACCAAAUUAUCAAGGGUAUUUCCAAACAGGAAAUAGAAUCUGGUGAUGUGAAAACUGCAAAGUGGCUGUUUGAAACACAACCUCUUGAUGCUAUCAAGUACUUCAGCAACAUCGAAGAUGAAGAAAAUGCGGAGACGAGUACAAAUCAUGAUGUCAUGAAAGGUGAUGUGAAAACCUGUAAAUGGCUAUUUGAGACAAAACCAAUGGACAUCCUAUAUGAAAGAGUGGAGUUAAGGGGUGAAAAUGAAUCUGAAGAAAUGCGUAAGGGAGAUGUCAAAACAUGCACAUGGCUCUUUGAGACACAGGCACUUGAUACUAUCCAUGAUGAGACAGAGACAAUUCUGAAAACAUGCACAGUGAAUCAAGAGGACAUUAGAGGAAAGGAUGUAAGAAUGGCUUGUUUCCUCUUUGAGACGGAGAAACUGGAGAACCUCACCGGGGAGGAAACAGGCUCUUUUAAGUGUGUCACAGAGAUAGACAUUGCGUCUGGAGAUGUGUCAAGGAUGAAGUAUAUUUUUGAGAAUCAAACAUCUGAUAUCAUGACUUCUACAUCUGAGGAAGUAAUGCAAAAGCUCAAGAGAGUUCAGACUGAGGAUAUACAAAAAGGAAAUGUGGUGAGCUGCAAAUGGCUCUUUGAAAACCAAUCCAUAGAUACAAUACACGAACGCCAGGAGGAAUCUAUGAGUAGCCGCACAGUGAACGAUGUGCAAGGAGGAGACGUAGAUAAGGGCCGUUUCAUUUUUGAGACUUACUCCUUGGACAAAAUCCACGAGGGGGCCUCAGAGACAGAUACAGAGCUGAUGAAAAUACAAAGGAUUGUCCGAGAUGAAGAUGAGAGGGGCGAUGUGAAAAAUUACACCAUGAUGUUUGAAACUCAGCCCCUUUAUGCCAUUCAGGACAAAGAGGGCCAUUACCACGAGGUCACGACUGUCACAAGUGAGGAGGUGACACAAGGUGAUGUGGUGGGCACCCGGUGGUUGUUUGAAACCAAGCCUCUUGAUGCUAUUAAGGACACAGACGAGGUUUAUAUAAUCAAAUCUGUCACACAACAGGAUGUGCAGAGAGGAGAUGUCACCUCUGCAAAGUGGAAAUUUGAGACACAACCUCUUGACAGGAUUGCUGAAGAAGAGAAGGCUUUGAUAAAAACUGUUGAUGAUAUUCAAGGAGGCAAUGUUAGGAUGAAUAAACAUCGUUUUGAGUCUGAUGCCCUGUCACAGCAAUCUGUUAGAACUGUUAAUGUGAGCGAAAUACAAAAAGGUGAUGUUAGAACUGCAAAAUGGAGAUUUGAAACCCAGUCUAUUGAUAAAAUAAGGAGUAUGAGCUCUGAAAAUCUGAUUGAAACAGUUCAAAAGGAAGAGGUUGCAAAAGGAGAUGUGAAACAUUCGGUCUGGCUCUUUGAGAAAAAUCCUCUUGACCACAUUAAAGAGGUAGAUGAAGGCGAGGAUACAACCAUCACUCAAGAGGAGAUUCCCAAAGCAGAUGUAAAGACAACAACGUGGCUCUUUGAAACAACACCAUUUGAUGACUUUAAUGAGACAAAAAUGGAGAGGACUGAAAUCCUGGGCAAGAGUGUCAAGGGAACACUUGAGGAGCUUUAUAGUCAAAAAAUGGUGAAGUCUAAAGGAAUACUCAUUGAAGCUGAUGAAAUUGGCGAUGUUAGGAUGGCAAAAUACCAGUUAAUGAAUAAGCAGGCUCCAGAGAUUCAACGAGAGGAAGUCAUCAGGGGAGAUCUGCAGACUAUUAUGAUGAACCUACUGAACAGACAGGAAAGAAGUGAGCGGCAGAUAGUCAUAGAUUCAGAGGAGAAGGGUAAUAUCAGUUCAACAGUACAGCAGCUUUUCAACCAACAGAGAGACAGCAGUGUGGAAAGGGAGGAAGUAUUACGAGGAGAUAUUCGGGAAGCUAUAAACAACCUUUUCAAUGGGGAUGGGUCAGUGAAACAUGGCAUACUCAUCCAGGAGGAUGAAAAAGGAGAUGUACAGAUGACAAUAUAUUCCCUUCUCAAUAAACAAGACAGUGUCAAUGUUGAAAAAGAAGACAUUGUAAGAGGGGAUAUAAAGAGUGCUCUUCAAAGACUGUCCAGCUCAGACAAGACAGAUCAGACAGCGAAGAUAAAGGUAGAUGACACAGAAAAAGGAAAUGUCAACUUUUAUUCCACAUGCAUUGAAUCUGGAGCACUUGACUAUCUUAAACAGCUCCACUUAGGACCUGAUGAGACUUCAACUGAUGGAGCAGAAAAAGAGAAAAUCCUUGGAGGUAACAUCAAAGGCACAAAGCUCAUCCUCAGUCAUAAUCAAACGCAAAUUGAACGUACAGUAGAAGAUGUUAUACCUGGUGACGUUCACAGCACAGUUAAAGUUUUCAUGUCAGAGCCAACUCUCUCAUUGGAGAGACUCCAAAAGGAGGAGAUAGUCAAGGGUGAUUUAAGAGCUGCUUUGAAUUCAUUGUCUGAAUCAAUGAAUCAGACAGUUGUUGUGGAGAAAGAGGAGGUGGUGAAAGGAAACAUACCAAAAGCUCUGCGGUGUUUGGAGAAGGCUCAGAAGCGCUACAAGGAGGUGGAUAAGCCAGAUAUCAUACCAGGAAAUAUCAAAGGGGCUCUGAGAUCUCUUGAGAAAUCAGCAACAUCCAAAGCUGAAGUUGUUGUGGAGGAUUUAGUUGCUGGAGAUGUAAAGGCCACACUAAAAUCUCUGGAGCGGGCAAAGCAAGCAGUAAGGGAAGUUGAAAAGGAGGAAAUUGUGAGGGGUGAUAUUCACACAGCAAUGCAAAAUCUACAGGAUGCCUCCAAUGAAAGGAAAAAGUGUCAGCAGGAAAUAGAUGUGCAGGGAGACGUUAAAGGAACAAUUCAGCUCUUGAUGGAGCCUCCACCUUCACCAAGGAUGCAAAGGAGCCCAAGCCUUGAGAAUGAAAUAAAGGGUGAUGUCAAGAUGUCAAUUAAGUCAUUAUAUGAGACACAGGAGCAAACCCAGAUGGAGAAAGAAGAAGUGAUAAAGGGUGAUGUUAAAGGCACUAUCAAAUCAUUAUUGGAGACAGCACAGCGUGAAACACCCAAAGUCAGACUUGGGGCAUACAGAAGAGUUCGAGUCAAACAGAGCCCUCCAGUUAAAAACCUAAAUGCUGAUGCACGGAGGAACAUACAAAAGAUAAAAACAGCUAAUUUGGUUGAAACAACACAGGAAAAUCACUCCCUCCUUAAUGAAACUAAAACAGCUGAAGAAAAGUCAUGCACUGUACAGCAGUCUGCUCAGCAAUCAACAACUGUGGUGGAACAUAAAACUAUUAUCCAAAACCAUGGUAUCAAAACAUUAAAGACAGAGUUUCGUAAUUUAAAGUCUAACCCAAAGGGAAUGAUAAAAUUAGAUAAAACCAAAGUGAAAACUGAUGUUUACAUCUUAAAACCAGUGCCAGAGCCUGAUUUGCCUCUCCCACCUCCACCUCCUCCAGUGGUUGAUGCUGAUCUUCCUCCUCCUCCUCCCACUCCUCCUCCUCCCUCUGUUGAUUCUGACAUUGAACACCUUCCUCCUCCACCACCACCACUCACUGAGCAGGAUUUCCUCCCACCUCCUCCAUCUCAACAAGAACUAGAGAGUAUGCCGACACAGGCAAUAAAUUCUUCACCAGCAAAAGCAAAAAAGAUGACAGUCAAAAAAGUGAGAGGUCCAGCUUUACACCCAGUCCCAAAACUGGAGCCUAAAGUGGACUUAAGUAAAACACAACAGGUAGAGGUGACAUCAGAGAAAGUGGUAGAAAUGAGCCAAAACCAAUCAAAGACAACAACAACAAUGACUGUUUCAUGUGAAAUCCCUCCACCGCCUGAGUCACCACGACCAUUAAAGAAAGUUUGCAUCUCUCCUGUGAAAUUUACCCCUCCAGCUUCCCCUCCUCCCGGCAUGAAAGGGAAAAUGAGCAAAUUUAACACUCCUCUGAUAAAAGCAGAAGAGAAGUACCGGAAGCUGAGGGAGGAAAACACACCCCCAACCACUCCAACUCCCACUUACAUACAUGACUCAGUUACUGCAGCUUUUGAAAUGCUUUCCAACAAAGACAUUGAGCAGUCAAAUAACAAUACAUCAGAAAUCACACAGCAGGACGCUGAAAAGACAACUUUCACUGUUCAUUCAGACUUACUGCCAUCUGAUUUAUCCAAGCAUGUUGUUAAUACCACCAAGCAAUGUCAGUGCAGUCAUGAGAAAAUGCUCACUGAUUCUAUGAUUACAUCCAAGGCUAAACAACAAAUUGUCUCUAAUGAGACUUCCAAGGUUGUCUCCAUUCAAAAGACUUCAUCUGUCUCGGCUGUUAGACAACAGAUGCAUUCAACAACACAGAAAACAGUUUCUGUUUCCUCCAGACAGUCUUCUCCAUUUGUCAUUACUGACAAAGUCCAGACCUCAAACACUGAUGUUGCACAAGCAGAAAAUAUGACUGCUGAUUUAAAGAAAGACUCUAAAAAUCAGAAAACAAAGGGCUCCAACAAAUCUGAAGAUAAAAAGAAAGAUGAAAUGUAUUCUGAUAAAAUCCCUGUUCAAAUAGUAAAACCUGAAAUAGCUGUCACUACUGAGGAGAAUGUAAAAUCAGGCAAGUCACAAUCUGAGAACAAGAAGAUGAAAGAUAACACAGCACCUACAUUAACCAAUAACCUUCGCAAUCAGUCCUCCAAAAAGGAAAAUAUCACCUCAGACAAAAAUGUAAAGGAGUCCCAAUCUCCACAAUGUGAUAACAAGAAGAAAAAUGAUCAUUCUCCUACUAAAGGCAAUAGGAAAGUUUCUGAUCAGCCAAUGCAAACAGAAAAGACAGUUGCAAAUACAAAUGGAAAAACAGACAAACCAAACCAAAAGGUGAAAAAGAACAAUAAACAAGAAAAGCAAGCAGAGACAAAAAUGUCCAAUGAGAGUGAGAAACAGAGUGUUUCUCAAGAUGUGAAGGUGGAAAUAAUGGAAACUGCUGAAGCCAGUGAAGUUAAAACAGAAUUAAAACAGGGGAUUAGGAAAGUUACAUCCUCUCCUGCUACUGCCUCAGCGCCUGCUGUUACUGAGAUCAUAACUGACAGCCAACUAGAAACUCAGAGUCCAGCAAAGAAGAAAAAGAAGUCCAAAAAGUCUAAAGGGGGUGCACAGUCAGGUCAAGGUAAAGAUAGUUCCACAGCAUCAAAGACAGAAGCUACAGAGACAGUAACAUCUGAAAAAUCCCAUCAAACUCAGGAAACAAUUGCGAUUGCCCAAAUUCACAAUAGUGUAAAAGAAGAGCACAUUCAAGUCAAGAGAGAAGUCAUUAUCACAGAAAGUAAAGACAAUUUGAAUUCCCAGCAACAAAAAGCAGUUCAAAAGCAUGUGAAGGCAUCUCAAAAGAAGAAAGGAGUGACAGUUAUUCAGCAGAGCACAGAGGAACCACCAGAAGAGAGUAAGGAUGUCCCAAUUACAGUGACAGGCAAAUCAGAACAAAAUCAGUUGGUCAAGUCCACAACAGGGAGAACAGAAGAAUCUCAGAGGCAAGAGGUCCGAGUGUUAAUCUCUCACAUCAGAGAGAUACAUAGAGUUUCAGAAAAUGAUUCUAAAUCCUUGAAGACUCUGCUCAACUCUGUCCCAGAUUGGCUCAUGAGUCCAGAGAGAAAAUGUGAACUGGAGGAAUCUGUGGUGGAAAGUGAUGCACAUAGAAAUGAAGAAAUUCUCUCACAUGUGAGGAAGCUAGCAGAGACUAAAUUAAUGCAUUUAGAAGAUAAUGAGACAGUGGAGAAGCACGAAUGUGAGCCAGUUUCUGAGACACGCAUUACUGGUGGGGCAACACCAAGAAUAUCCAAGAUCAGUAUUGGUUCUGCCAAAAUUGAGAACCAGAUGAAGAAGAAGAGCUCUCAAGAAAAAAGGAAGGAAGAGGUGAGCCCAUGCAAGUCUGUUGAUCUCCGGGCUCCCUCGCCAUCACUGAGGAUGCGUUCUCCCUCACCGACGUUUAUCACCAUCGAAUCCACACGAAGAACUGAAUCACCCCAGAGGGUAACUCCGUCACCUACCAUACUGCACAGGCCACCCACACCUCCCACGCCACCACCACGCAGGUGUGACACCCCGACAUCACGACUUACUAGAAUCACACCACCUCCAACUUUUGACAGAGCAGAAAAUUUGGCUCGACUCAAAGACACGACAGCCAAGCUCUUGCGUGGCGUCACCCCACCACCCAUUCUCUCUCCCCAACAGAUCUCAGAGAAAAAAUCAGAGAUUGUGGAAUCUCCUGCAUCAUUCCAUCGGCAAAUCAAAAUCGAGUCCCAAGUUGCGGAGGCCUCAGGGACACCACUUAGAACAGAAAAGCCCAAAAAGAGUUUAUCUGAGGAGGCUCAGUGGGCACAUGCAGGAGAGGAUCAAGGAAAUAUUUCAGAGGGUCUGAAUGCAAAUGAAAUACAACAUAACUCUGAGACCCAUACACUAUGGUGUCAAAAUGACCCAGAUCUUGUUGAAGCUUCAGAUAUUUCAGAGCCAUCAUCUGCAUCUGUCAAAGAAAAGAGAGAGUUUUUUGAAGGGGCCCAAAAGGCUGAAGUUAAUAAGACCUAUGUACGAAAGGAGCCUAUUGCUAUACCGGAACGACUGGGCCCAGACAUGGAGGACUGUGAGGCAGAAAAUAAGAACAAAGAAAAGGAUGAGCUUCCCCGGGCUGACUUGUCUAGUCUUGUAAACAAAUUUGAAUCACCAGAAGAGAAAAUAUAUAUCAAAAAAGAGCUUAUCCCACUUGCAGAGCGGCUUCACAAUGACACUGAAAGCACAGAUUGUGACAAAGAGAAAGUAGACAUCCUGGAACAGGGAAUGCCAACUUUUGACAUCCAGGCUAUUAAAAAUGUUUUUGAACUGGGUGAGCAAAGUUCCUUAUUCAGGGAAGAGAAAAAGGAUCAGGAGGAGCCUGUGUCAAGCCUGAGUGAAACAAUGGCAGACACUUCAAAGCGGGAAAGUCCUCAAGAGACAAAGGGAGGCUCACGGCAGAGCACCCCCCUCCCUCUGCAGAAAAAUGAGGUAGAAACUGUGCCAGCAGAACCAUCAGGCUUCUCUGAAACCAAAUCCUUCACGGAACAUUUCUCAAAUGUUGAUGCGUUUGGUAACAAGGUCACCGGAGUAAGGACAGCUGUCACUGAGCACUCCGAGAGUGUGACAGCCCAACGGGCUCCUUUUUCCUACGCCGAUGCAGUUAAAAGAAAAGCUGCAGCAGCAGCGAGGCGAACAGAAACAUAUGAUGAAGAUGCUACUGAGAAGCUGCUGAGGAAUUUCCACAAAACAUGGACAGAGAGUGAGACAGUUUUCAAAAGUCUUGGCUACACCAUUUCUGAAGAGACGACAUCACAAGUCACAAAGAUUGUCUCAUCUGGUUCGAGUUCCGAAGUCGGAGCUCUGCACAGUAUGUCGGAGGAGAGCUUAUCCGAUGGAUGCUCUGAUAGUGGACAAAAAAAAGUACCAUAAAUCCUGUUUCUGCUGUGAGCACUGCAGAAAUAAAUUGAGCCUAGGAAAUUACGUCUCUCUCCAUGGACACUUCUACUGUCUACACCAUUACAAACAACUCCUCAAGUCCAAAGGGAAUUACGAUAAUGGACUUGGACAGAAACCUCCCGCAGGAAGUGGUGGACCUAUCCCCUCAGAUGAGAAACUUG
Messenger RNA from Lates calcarifer (barramundi perch), 10509 nucleotides. RefSeq names its product xin actin binding repeat containing 2b (gene xirp2b). The record is from RefSeq and is a predicted model, not a curated record. Lineage: Eukaryota; Metazoa; Chordata; Actinopteri; Centropomidae. Gene Ontology annotation, molecular function: actin filament binding. Gene Ontology annotation, cellular component: focal adhesion; stress fiber. Gene Ontology annotation, biological process: actin cytoskeleton organization; actin filament organization.